AUGGCCGGAGACGAUCCGUUCGCCUUCCUGGAGACACAGCAGCCGACCAAGCCGCUCGAGCCGUCCAAGUCGAUCAAGAAACUCAAUUGGGGCAGUCAGAAAACCACCGACCAGCGGACCAAAUGGCGCGAAAAGCUGUUUUCCAAGGACCGCGAUGCAAAGCAUGCUGCCGAGACCGAACGCCAGCUGGACGACUUCCUGGGCUCCAGCCGUCCUCCUCCCCCGCGACCGCUGCCCGAAGCCCCAACGCUCCCUGCCAUUGACUUAGGUUCUCCAUCGCACUCGCCAGUGCUAGCUACCACUCCCCCGUCGCCGAAGAAGAGUAUCGCGCUUGUCCCCCCCAAUGCCGCCCCCGCUAGUCCGCCAAAGAAAAGACGGGCCAAGGGCUUACGUGUCGCAUUUAGUGACAGGAAGCCGGACGUGAUCGGUGAAGGUGGCGAUGAGUCGGAGGAACCGACAAUGGAAAUAUCGCGGAAUAAGGCGAGGCGACCCAGUCAACCAGAGCCAGAGGAAUCGUCGCAGAGCGAGUCGUAUGAGGAUCUGGAGCAUCGUCGCCCGACCCUGCCCAAUCUAAUGGUGGACACGUCCUUUGCCCGUGGUGAUGAUGCGCCGAGUGGUGGUGGGAAAUCGGAGAAGGAUCCUUCAUGGAAGCCUCUCCUCCUCAGUCCGCAGGACCAAGAUUUGUUGAUGGCGUUCGACACAGGAGACCGAGGAUCAAGGCUGUCGCUGCGCGCAUCGUCAGAUACAAACUCUUUUGCCAGGCGCGUGCAGGCUCGCAUGCAGGCAGAAGAAGGUUUGGCACUUCAUAAGCGGUUAGAUGAUGAGGCUGUAUCUCCCACUGCUGAAACUGCCGACGGCGAGGCGCUACAGAAACAGCUGCAACCGCUAUCGCCGCCACAACAAGAGACUCUGCCUACACGCCCAUCAUUCGCCUCCCAACGCUCCCAGUUGUCUCAGCAGUCCUUGACUGUCGACGAUGGCAUGUCGGGUUCGCUGUCACUUCGCACAAGCCCUGUACCUGCCGUGCAUGAACAAGCAAAGAUGCUACGUCAAGGAUUCUCAGCUGAGCGUCAGUCGCCGGGAAGCUCUACCAGCAGUGCUUCACCACCGCCGGAUGAGCCAAGAUUAGCUGGGAUACCCGCCGAGCCCCCGCGACCUCCGUCAAGCCGUGACACACCAGAGCCUCCUCGACCGACAGUUGCCGCUGUGCCUCGAUCAGCCAAGAUGACCCUUCGUUCUGUUGCCAAUGCCAUGGGAGAUAAUGCUUAUCAAGAUUUCACUACACAUGUUGAAAAAUACACCAGUCUCUAUCUCCUGGCUGCGGAGAGCGUGAAACCGUUGAUGGAGACUUCUUUCCCAGAAUGGGUAAGAGCCUCUACCUGGUGGUUUUUAAAAGGUCGAUUCGGUCUUGAAACCGCUGUGCGGUCUGGCGGGAGCCCCGAUAAAUCUGUUGCUGAACAGGCGGUUGUGGAUCUCGGAAAAGCCUGGUGGAUAUGUAACGACAUUGUCCCUAAUCAUCCUGAAAUAGCUCGCUAUGGCAAAAUGAGCAUGGAUGCUUUGGCUGCUGUGAUAAAUACAACUGGCGAUCAAAGACUGGCGGCCCUGGUCAAUUUGCACCAAAAGGUGAUCAAUCACUUACGCGCAUUGACGGUGUCGAUGAAACGAAACCAAAUCCUCACCACAAUAGAAACCCAGCCGAAUGCCAAUGAGCAUGCCAUUGACUCUACUAUCUGGUUGAGGUAUCCAUUCUUUGCCCCCGACGUGGCCGCAGCCUUUUCAGGGUCCAAUCGACGCUCCAUGUUGAUCGAUUCAUCCGCUCACCUGGCUUCUACUCCAGACAUGAUGCUUUUAGGCGACACUAGCCGCUUUUUUAGUUAUGGAACUAUGUUUGUUGAAGUGUCUUUGGCGGGAGAUGAGGACUACGACUCCCCACAGUAUGCCAUACAGUGUUUACUGUCAAUUAAACGGGACCGGAACGACUGGUACGUUCUUGGUGCCAUUUCUAGCCAAAGCGAGUUGGUCAAUAUCAUUAUUCAAUCCGAUCGGAAGAAUGGACCGACGUGGGAUGAUGUCAAAUGGCAUGUAAAGACACGCACAAUGACGGUGAAACUACGCCGUGGCUUUGAGUUGAACGUCGCCUUCCAGGAGAAAGACUUCAAAAUGAUUUGGAACAUCGUUCAGUAUACGCUGAAAACAGAGGCUAGUCUGCAGCCAGAGGCGGGAGAAACGAAGAUCUUCCACGAUACGCUCAAAGUGUUCCAGUAUAUGGAUAGCGGCACUCCCAAAGCAUUCCCCUCUGAGCCUUCGCCGAUGUGUCGAAUGGCCUUGUUCGAAAGGACUGUCACGGUGACCGAAGGCACAGGCAGUCGCAAAGCUCACCGAGGCUUCCGGCUAGCUGUUGUUACUAACCCUCAGACGAAAACACUCAGCAGCGUUCGCCACACCCUUGGAUAUGGAGCCCCGAUCGUUUUUGGCUAUCUUCGCGGUGAAAAUGGGGCGCCCGCUCUUUUACUCAACUUGAAGGAAGACUCUAGAGCACGCUCAUUAGUUUUGACCUUUGACCGGAUCGAGCAGCGAACCCUCAUGCACUCUUUGUUACUUGGCAUGCUCGCAAAUGAAAGAGAAACCACCUCGCCCAACCUGCCUAUUCGUUCGUAUGCUAUUGAACAGCCUGGAGAUCCUGUGAUUGGCACUCGCGACGUCUCGCAUGUCAAGUUCAAUGCAGGUUCCGUGUCUGUCAUCAACCUGGAGCCUGAAUUUAUUGAUCACAACUAUCCGCUGAACGUUUUGUCUGAGAACCUGCGCGUCUUGGUUAGCACUGACUGGGGUACCAUUACAGACCGCAUUAAUAUUGGACCUGGAGAGAUGAAGAUUGGCUUGGACACAAAUUUCGACACUGCCUUCCACAUGUAUCGGACUCAGCAGGAAGAUAUGACUGUCUCAAUUGCUGAAAACCUGGUAGAGAAGGAGCUUCCAGAUCGUCUAACGCAGUUCCUAGACACGGCUAAAUCCAAGUCAAUGAUUCGCCGUUACGAAUUCUCCUCAUUAGAGACUCUACAUGCUUUUCAAGAAAUCAUCACGGGUUACCGCGUCGUUUACGAUGGAAUGGCAGUGUCCUUUGCCAUUUCUCGCCGGCGCAUGGUUGUUCCCAUUCACAAGAAAUGGGAGGCCAGCUCGGUCAGACUACAGCUCGUGCGGCAGAACAAAACAAUCCAGCUACUUGCAUUCUUUGGCAACGAUUUCAGCCAUGGCAAAUGCAUGAACUUUGUGCUCAAGGGAACCGACACGUACGAAAGCUUAAACCGCUCAGGGAAGAUUGGGGUUCGCAUCGUGGAUGCCAAAUUCGCCCUCCCCAAGCGCGAGGAAGAGGAAGCCUCGCGGUUUGUCUGUCUAGACAUGCCAGAGUAUCCAAGUGAACAUGACGAUAUCACAAUAAUUUUCGAGUCAGAGCAGGGUAAGUUUUCAGUUUUAUUCACGCUUCAACUAAAUCUGGUGCUGACUGCAAUGUAUAGAGCGAACCAAAUUUCACUCUGUUCUACCAGGUGUUCUGCGAGCACCCGCCCGCAUGGCCUCGAUGCGACGAUGAGCCUCUCUUAUUUUCCACUAUUUGCCUCUUCAUCAUCCUCGUUUUCCUCAAGACCACGCCCUCUGACAAGUCAUGUGACCUGUGCUGGCGACAUCGGAUGGCCUGAUCAUCGUUCCCCACCUUUCCCCUCAUCACGCCUUUUCGUACAGGCGAUAAAGCCAACUCGGCAUCCAUUAUUUGCCAAGCCAGCCACCCUUGCUAUUCACGCCGAUAAUACCGUCAACAAAGUCGCUGACGUUGCCCCUCCUAUUCACCUAUCGACAACCUAUCGAUACCCAGACGAUCCAAACGCAUUGACCCCUGCUGCUGACUUUAAGGGUGAUAUCCAUGACAUUGACUUUGUCUACUCUCGUUUGGCAGCGCCCAAUUCGAGUCGGUUUGAAACUAUCCUCACGUCUUUGCUCAAGGGAAACGCCCUCGCCUACGGAUCUGGAUUGGCUGCAUUGAAUGCGGCCCUGGUGCUCUUGAAUCCGCGGCGCAUCUCGGUGGGCGAGAAUUAUCAUGGUUGUCAUGGCGUGAUUGACAUUUUCAAAAAAAUCUCUGGUUUACAAAAGUUGGGUCUGGACUGCGCGGCUGAAGAUUUAGAGGCGGGGGAUGUCGUGUUUCUGGAGACGCCGCUGAACCCUCACGGCACGGCGUUCGACAUUGAGCACUAUGCAAAGAAGGCACACUCCCGAGGCGCGUUUUUGGUUGUCGACAGUACCUUUGGUCCACCGGGAAUUCAAAAUCCGUUUGAAUGGGGUGCUGACAUUGUGAUGCACUCGGGUUCGAAGUACUUUGGCGGACACAGUGAUUUGCUCUGUGGCGUGCUGGCGACCAACCGCAAGGACUGGUUUACGCAGCUUUACAAGGAGCGUGUCUACUUGGGGAACAACAUGGGAAAUCUCGAAAGCUGGCUCGGUGUGCGCAGUCUGCGUACUCUUGAACUACGCGUUCAGCGCGCCAGUCAGAACGCCACCAACCUCGUCUCGUUUCUCCACGCUGCAUUUACCGAGUCAAACCCGGCGUCUGGUAGCGACGCGGCCGCUAUCCAGGCUAUCCUUGGUGAAAUCAACCACGCCAGCCUGCAAUCCGAGGCAUUUGUGAAGAAACAAAUGCCCAACGGCUACGGCCCUGUGUUUUCGAUUUAUUUGAAGAGUCCUGAAUACGCCAAGCAGUUCCCGAGCAAACUACAGUUUUUCCACCAUGCGACCAGCCUCGGAGGCGUGGAGAGUCUGAUUGAAUGGCGAGCCAUGUCGGAUGCGCGAGUUGAUGCGCGGCUGUUGAGGGUCAGCGUGGGCGUGGAGAACUGGGAGGAUCUGAGGGAUGAUUUUGUGGCAGCUUUUAGAGCUUUGAUAGCGUAA
Messenger RNA from Talaromyces rugulosus, 4929 nucleotides. RefSeq lists its product as uncharacterized. Gene Ontology annotation, biological process: transsulfuration. Bases 1 to 4929 code for a protein of 1642 amino acids. NCBI's taxonomy places the organism in Eukaryota, Fungi, Ascomycota, Eurotiomycetes, Eurotiales, Trichocomaceae. Gene Ontology annotation, molecular function: pyridoxal phosphate binding; carbon-sulfur lyase activity. Gene Ontology annotation, cellular component: cytoplasm. The record is from RefSeq and is a predicted model, not a curated record. The transcript is spliced from 5 exons.